This is a messenger RNA of Pecten maximus, 1131 nucleotides long. RefSeq names its product spore wall protein 2-like. The record is from RefSeq and is a predicted model, not a curated record. The transcript has a single exon. Bases 1 to 1131 code for a protein of 376 amino acids. Lineage: Eukaryota; Metazoa; Mollusca; Bivalvia; Pectinida; Pectinidae.
AUGGAGAGAAAAGGAAAAUGGAGAAAGCCGGGGGAGAAGGGACGAAGGAAGGAGGAGGGUGAGGAGGAAAGGAAAAGGAGAAGCCGGGGAGGAAAGGAGGAAGGAGAGGGAGGAAGGAACAAGGAGAAGCGGGGAGGAGAGAAAGGAAGAGGGGAGGGAGAGGAGGAAAGGAAAUGGAGGAAGCGGGGAGGAGAGAAGGAAAAGGAAGGGGAGAUAAGAAGAAACAAGGACGGAAGGGGGGCGGGAGAGGAAGAGGAGGAGGAAGGAAGGAGAGCUGGGAGGAGAAGAAGAGGGGGAAAGGAGAAAGGAACAAUGGAGGAAACAGGAGGAGAGAAGGACAGGAAGGAGGGGGGAGAGGAGAAGGAACAUGAAGCAGGGGGAGGAAAGGAAGGAGGGGGGGGGAGAGGGAAAGGAACAAUGGAGGAACAGCGGGAGAGAGAGGAACGGAAGGAGGGGAGGGGAGAGAGAGAAGAGAAAGGAAACAAUGGAGGAAGCGGGGAGAAGAGGCGAAAGAAGGAGGAGGGGGAAGGAAGGAAAAAUGGAAGAGCGGGGAGGAGGGACGAGAGAGGAGAGAAUAAGAACAAUGGAGAAGCCGGGGAGGAAAGGACGGAAGGAGGAGGGAGGAGAAAGGAAAAUGGAGAAGCGGGAAGAGGGAAGGAAGGAAAUGGGGAAGAAAAGAAAAGAAGGAGGAAAGGGAGAGAGAAGGAAGAGGGGAGGGAGAGAGAGAGAAAGGAACAAUGGAGGAAGUCGGGGAGGAGAGAAAGGAAGGAGUGGAGGGGGAGAGAGAGAAAAAGGAACAAUGGAGGAAGGAGGGGAGGGGAGAGAGAGAAAAGGAACAAUGGAGGAAGGAGGGGAGGAGAGAAAGGAAGGAGGGGAGUGGGGGAGAGAGAGAGAAAGGAACAAUGGAGGAAGCCGGGGAGGAGAGGACGGAAAGAGGAGGGGGAGGGAAGGAAGAAUGGAGGAAGCCGGGGAAGAGGGGACGGAAGGAAGGGGGAGAGAAAAGAACAAUGGAGGAAGCCGGGGAGGAGAGGACGGAAGGAGGGGGAGAGAAAGGAACAAUGGAGGAAGCCGGGGAGGAGAGGACGGAAGGAUACACAGAUACAAUCCAAUUUUGAACGCUGUUGCAUGUAA